This is a messenger RNA of Oncorhynchus nerka (sockeye salmon), 3440 nucleotides long. Its product is annotated as cilia- and flagella-associated protein 69. The transcript has 23 exons. The record is from RefSeq and is a predicted model, not a curated record. Gene Ontology annotation, biological process: response to odorant; olfactory behavior; positive regulation of flagellated sperm motility. Gene Ontology annotation, cellular component: sperm midpiece; non-motile cilium. The coding region runs from base 279 to 3221 and encodes 980 amino acids. Lineage: Eukaryota; Metazoa; Chordata; Actinopteri; Salmoniformes; Salmonidae.
AAAAACCCACUUCCGGUGUGUCAGAACGGGAAAAGUAGGCGUUUCGAGAUGUGGUAUUUUCUGUUUGUGGUAGUAGGGAGAUAACCAUAGUAACGGAUACAAGCGCACAUAGGGAGGUCUGAGGCAAACACAGAAGUCGGUGUUUUUGUGAGGCAUCGACUAUAGUUAUUUUCUUCCAUGUAUUUAUAAUAUUUGUUAUGUCAACUAACUGAAACAUUUCAGUUAUACACGCGGAACUCUGUAAAGCAGGUUUUUUUUUUUGCACAAACGCGUUUGCAAUGCUUGCAUCGGAGGCUGCAAUGACUAAAAGUUAUUUGACAACUUCAACUGGAUCGAAAGCCAAAGUGCAUCGAAGAAAACAUGCGAUCCCAGUUAUCAAACAUAUAGCAAAAGACAAUGAUCAAGAGAAACAGGAGGUUCUCACUAAACCUAUUGAACUCAGUCGUGUGAUACAUUUUCUUGAGGAUCCUUUAGCAGCUACUUUGAAAGAGAGACAGAUUUUUGCUUUGAAGAAAGUAGUGCAGAGAUGUCAAAAAGGCUUUCUUUUGAAAGAGCUGGCAGAUGUUUUUAAGAUUUUAUAUAUCUGUGCUGAGAAGUCCAAAGAUCAUCCUGAAUAUACUUCAGUGCUAUGUGACUUACUGAAGAUUUGUCGGCUUCCUUUUCUAAAGGAAAAGACCUCUGAUGAAGUGACCUACGCACAGACUGUCAGAGAAUCAUUCUCUCAGAUGGGGUUUCUGAUGAGGGUGCCAAACACUGAAGUGAGGAACCAAAUCUGCCACUCUAUUAUAUCCGUGUACAGCUCUGUGACAUCAAAACACAGUGUGGAUGGUAUGGACAGUCUUUCAAAGCCUGCAGCUGCCUCAAAGCCAGCUGUUGCCUCUCACAGAUUCUCUAAACAGUCAAUGAGACUCCACCCUACCAGCCUAGGCUACAGGGUGCAGCUGUUGGAGCAGAGUGGGCUGGCUGAGACUCUGGUCCUGUCCAUGGCCCUCCUGGAGAACCAGCCUGCAGUCAAGCUCCAGGUCCUACAGACUCUUCAGAUGCUCUCCAGCUCAUCUGAUGUGAACUGUAGCCUAAUAUUAAAGGCACAGGGGGCACAGCAGAUCUGUUUCCAUAUGAAUGAGCCAGACCCUUCAGGGCAAGUCCUGUUCCGCUCCUCGGAGAUCCUAUGGAACUUGCUGGAGAGAGGUUGCAAAGAGGAGGUUACAGCCCAAUUGAGCAACAUGGACUGUAUUAUGGCUCUGAAAGAGGCAUUUUUGCACCAGCUGCUGAAUGGCUUUCGACAUUACGACUUCCAACUCAGGAAUGAUCUACUGGUGAUCACAACUCUCAUAGCUGAAAACCCCAAAUCUCCACUCAUUGAGAGUUUAUUUGCCAAGCAGCUCAUUCUUUUUGUUACAUUUCCAGAACUCAAGAGUCACAACCCUUUGGUCCGCAACCUCAAGCUAUCCUAUAACAAUGAAGAUUUUGAGAUGAAAAGGUUGCUACUAAAUCUGGUUGUUGUCAUGUCAAAAGACUUAUCUGCUCUGCAGCUGUUCAAAGAGGGCCAUGUUGUCCUGGCCCUGCUCCACCUAGUGAAGCCCACUGCUGCUCCUCCUGAAGGCCAGUCAGGGCCACGCAACUGGACCCCUGUCCAGCAGGAGGAGCUGCAACUGCAGGCUCUGGCCACUCUGGCCACCGUGGCUCCACUGAUGCUGGAUGACUAUAUGAUCUGCCAGGGAAACACCUGCCUUCUGCUGCUGCUGGAGUGGUGCACUGAGCGAGAUGCCUACUUUGGACAGGGCCAUAGUUUCCAUGGCACUGGAGGGAGGGGCAGUAAGAAGGCUCAGAUGCGUUACUGUGUGAGGCUGCUGAGAUCCAUGGCGUCUCUAGGCAACGAAGCAAUCAACCAAGACCUUUUUGAUCAAGGAGCCAUCAGCCAGCUGCUUGUGAUAAUUAUGCAGAUGGAGGGGAGUCCUGAGGAGGAGGACGUUAUUACCUUGGAGAUCAAGGCCGACAUUCAGCUGAUCCUGUCAGCACUCUGCGAGAACAAUCCACACAGAAAGGAAUUGUUUGGAUCGGAGGGAGUUGAGAUGACGGUGCAUUUCCUCAAGAUGAGCACUGAGAAGUUCUACAGUGGCCUGGGACACAACAAACUCAUCCUCUCCACCGUGGAUUGUGUCUGGUCCUGUAUCGUUGGAUGCUACACCACAGAAGAUGUGUUUUUGGAAAAAGAAGGCAUUUUCCUUCUGCUUGACUUGCUUCAUUCGAGCCCUAGGAACAUGCAAAACGUGGUCCUUGGAACCCUGCUGGAGCUGUGUGACAACCCCAAGACGAUGUCUCACAUCCUGGCCUGGCGAGGGCAGAAGAGCCUGACCACCCCGGGGCUACUCUUACAGCUCUGGAGGCAGGAAGAGGCAGAGCUGGGGGUGAGCAGAGACCUCUAUGGAAGGAUCUCAGAUCCCAAGAAGCCUAUUCUGUGUUAUUACCAAGAGGAGGAUGAUUCCCAGGUAUCACUGCCUGCUAACAGGCCUAGUGCUGCAGUGAUGGACGUGUCUGAGAACCUUCGCUCCAAGAUCUACUCUGUCUUCUGUAAACUUGGUUUUGAAGCCCUGCCUGGAUUGUCAACAGAAGAUUAUAUCACCCUAAGCAUUGUCACCAGAUAUCUGGACUUUAAGGUUGGCGAGGUGUGGGAUGAGAUCUCCAAAGAGUUGAGCCUGGAGGGAGUGAGACCAGUCACCCCUGACGAAGAGGCCCUGGAUACCAUUGCUAAGAUGACGGAGGACACAGCCAGGAGAGUCAUCACACAGCAGAGCAGCAUGCUGGAGCAACGGGACAAGGAGGACGUCAGUGAGGAGAAACGCAUGUAUACAGAGAUAAGUUCCAACUGGAAACAGCAGGAGCUUACAGCCCAGUCUUGGGAGCAUUUUGUGGCAAAGACAUCAAACUACAAGAUUUUAAAGGAGACAAAAGAGCAUCAGGAGAGAUCUAUUGACUCAUCCAGACCUAAAUCAAAGCAUAAGGAAACUAUAUUCCAUCCUACACAAAUUCAUGGCUUACAAAUUACAAAUUUCUGUGGGCGGGUGAUGACUGUAGAGAGCACUCCAGCCCACCUGACAGGAGGGCCCCUGGCCAAUACAGAGCUGGCACUGGAGAGGGUGCCCAUCCAGGGUGGAGCCCUUAGGAAACUCCCCACUGCCACUGAGGACCCAGAGUAUUUCAACACAGUUUCAGUCAAAUAAAUACCCCACCUCCUCUUAUAGCUUUGCUCAGUGUUUGUUCACUAUUUACUACAGGUAUCCAUGUACAAUUUGGUGUGUUAGCUUCAGAGUGAACAUACAGACAGGAAUUCAUCAAUCCAGCAUGAACAACCAAAAUUAGACUACUAGUAUCUACUAGGAACAGAUAUUAAUGGAUGGAUUAAACAGAUUUGAAAUUAUUAAAAUUGUGCUGCAACUGAA